Molecule: messenger RNA, 699 nt
Organism: Encephalitozoon hellem ATCC 50504
Lineage: Eukaryota; Fungi; Microsporidia; Unikaryonidae
Product: putative proteasome alpha subunit
Exons: 1
Coding region: 1-699 (232 amino acids)
Biological process (GO): ubiquitin-dependent protein catabolic process
Cellular component (GO): nucleus; proteasome core complex, alpha-subunit complex; proteasome core complex
Source: RefSeq, a predicted model, not a curated record
AUGGAGGAUUUUAAACAAAGUGUAAACACAUAUAGCUCUGAAGGAAGGAUCCAUCAGAUUGAAUAUGCCAUGAAGGCAAUGAACUUGGGAACAACAACAAUAGGAGUAAAAACCAAAGAGUUUGUGAUACUUUGCUCUGAAAAGAAGAUAUUGUCCACCUUGCAGAAUCCUAAAAGUGUGGUAAAGCAUUACAAGAUAUACGACCAUAUUGUGCUUGGAUUCUCGGGAAUAAGCGGGGACACAAAAACGAUUGUGAAGAGAUCAAGAGACUUCUGCAUUUCGCACACGCAUAUGUAUGGGGAGAAUGCCAGUGUAGAGAGACUUUUAAAAUACCUAUCCAGCCUAAGCUUGAGGUUUGGGGAGGAGGAUGAAGCCAAGAUGAUAUUCCGAAGGCCUUUCGGUGUUUCCUUGAUUAUAGCAGGGUUUGACACCGAGCCCAGGCUUUAUUCCUUGGACCCGUCCGGAUCAUAUGUUAGUUACAAGGCUAGGGCCAUAGGCUCUGGGCAUGAGGUCGUCGAAGGUAUUCUUGAGAAUGAAUAUGAAGAGUAUGGGGAGCUUGAUCAAUCGUUAAGAAAGGCUCUUCAUACCUUGUCAAAGGUAAUGAAGGAUAGGAUCAAUAAGGACAACGUGGAGGUUGCAAUCGUUUCAAAGGAAGGAAUCAGGUUUUUAACCCCAGAAGACAUCUCAACGUAUCUAUGA